AUGAGUGAUUUACGUCCUUCAGCUCUGGGCACCAAAGUACAUUGGGAUAAUCACUACCAAACGGAGUUAAAAAAUUAUAAGGAAUUCAGCGAUGAAGGUGCUAUUUGGUUUGGAAGAUCAAGCGAAAAGCGAAUUCUCAAUUAUCUAUCCAACUGUAGUACGCCUUUAGACUCCCGAAUAUUGGAUUUGGGAUGUGGGAAUGGCCAUUUUUGCCUCGAACUUGCGAUGCAAAAAUAUGGAUUUGUAACUGGCAUUGACUAUUCGGAAUAUGCUAUUGAUCUAGCUCACAAUCUGCUGGACAAUGCUCAGCUAUCAAGAAAAGUCUCCCUCAUGUGUAUGGACUUUCUGUCGUUUGAGUCUGUACGCAAGCUCACCGACGAAGCUGGUCCCUUUGAUGUUGUCAUCGACAAGGGCACUUUCGAUGCUAUCACUUUGUCCCCCGACGAUGCCGACCCUAUGAAGACUUCCGAAAAGUCUCGUGAACUCUACCUCCUCCAUGUCUCCCACAUUCUUCGGCCUGAUGGCAUUAUUGUAAUAACUUCUUGCAACUGGACAACUGAAGAGCUGAGGGGGCAAUUUGAGCGGUUCUUUGAUGGCAAGAAGCAGCUCUUUCAAUUCUUCUGUGAAGUACCUCCUCUAAAUACAUUUACCUUUGGCGGUGUCACUGGCGCCACGACGGUCUGCGCUGUUUUUAAACGUCUUCAAUAA
Mesocestoides corti is the source of this 708-nucleotide messenger RNA. NCBI's taxonomy places the organism in Eukaryota, Metazoa, Platyhelminthes, Cestoda, Cyclophyllidea, Mesocestoididae. The record is from the annotation of a GenBank genome assembly.